CAAGUUCAGAAAGGAGAGGGCAGGAGGGAGGUACCCUCACGUAGCUGUCUCGGUCUUGCUUUUCUACAGAAAAUAGUUAACUCGGCUGAAACUGAAACAAGGCAAAAGAAAAGCCCCACCAGGCCAUCUUUCUCCUUCGUUCUCUCAGUUUACUGCUCAAGGAAGCUAUUUUGUACAGGCUGGAGUGUAGGACAACAAACUUUUGGUUGUUAUUUUUUCCCCUUCCUCAGUGUUUCCUGUGAAAAAUUUGGACUUUCUCAUCUGCAGAGCAACUUCUUCACCGGAGGAGGGGUGGAGGAGAGGUAGGAGGGGAGAAGUUUUUCUCAGUCUGUCGCUCACUCUUGCCUUGCUGGGAUAAUGAAAGAACAAGUGUGAGUGCAGGUCACAAAAAUCAAGAGGGAGAGAAAAAGAAAGGAAGGAGCAGUGCUUCCUGGAUAGGGAUCUCCUCUUGACUCCUCUAGGAGAGGGGGUGAACACAGAACAGAGACUCUGUAGCAGUGUGUUUGUGUGUGGAUCAGCGUGUCCACACCCUCACGGUCCUGCUCUCUGAGGGAGGUAGAGCGUGCGUGUGUGUGUAGUGAGGGAUGGCCAACGUCAGCCCCUGCAUGUCGUCGGGACCCCUGUCCCAGGUCUUCUUCCACCCAGGGGGCCCCUCUCCCCCAAGCUCCGUGGUGAUGCAGCAGGGGACCCCCAUGGCUGUGCCUCCCACCUCUACUCAGGGUGGCUUCCCCCCUGUGGACCUGGGGGCCGGGCAGGGCCCUGGGGGGGCUGCCAUGUCCCAUGUGCCCCCCAUCCCGGCAGGGGUCUCCUUCAUCCUCCAGAUUGGGCUGACCAGAGAGUCAGUGCUGCUGCCACAGACCGCUGACUUAGCCUACGUCAAACAGAUUGCCUGCUCCAUCGUAGACAUCAAGUUCCCAGAGUGUGGCUUCUAUGGCAUCUAUGACAAGAUCCUGCUAUUUAAACAUGACACAGGCACCAACAACAUCCUGCAGCUGGUCAAGGCUACCCAGGACAUCCAGGAGGGAGACCUGGUGGAGGUGGUACUCUCUGCUGCUGCCACCUUUGAGGACUUCCAGAUUCGACCUCAUGCCCUGAAUGUCCACUCGUACCGUUCCCCGGCCUUCUGUGACCACUGUGGAGAGAUGCUGUUUGGACUGGUCAGACAGGGCCUCAAAUGUGACGGCUGUGGAUUGAACUACCACAAGCGCUGUGCCUUCAGCAUCCCCAACAACUGCAGCGGCGCCCGCAAGCGCCGCCUGUCCACCACGUCUCUGACCAGUAGCCAGUCGCUGCGUCUCUCCACCAGCGAGUCCCUGAGCAGCGUGGGCUCCAGCUCAGUCAGCACCUGCAUGGAGGAUGCCAGCCUGAUCCGCCCUCACACCACCCAGACGCUCUCGAACUCCACCUGUACCGCGUCAGCAUCCCUGGGCCUGUCCACCAGCCCCUCCAUCACUAGACCCAUGGCCCGCGCUAACACUCAGAUGCCGCGAACCCCCAGCGAGGCGCGGCGGUUCUACACGGGCCGGCCGGUGCACCUGGACAAGAUCCUGAUGAGCAAAGUGAAGGUGCCACACACGUUCGCCGUGCACUCCUACACGCGCCCCACCGUGUGCCAGUACUGUAAGAGGCUGCUCCGGGGCCUCUUCAGACAAGGGCUGCAAUGCAAAGACUGCAAGUUCAACUGCCACAAGCGCUGUGCGUACAAGGUUCCCAACGACUGUCUGGGGGAGACCAUAGGAGACAUGUUGAGUCCCAGUGUGGACCACGAGGUGCCUAUGGACUACAGUAGUGAGUAUGCCGACUCAGACAAGUCUUCUCUGAUGGACGAUUCAGACGAGACCUGCAGCAUCCCUGGGUCUUUCUCCCCUGAGAGCAGCCAGGAUGGGGUCAGCGGGGACCAGAGUGCUAACAUCCCGUUGAUGAGAGUGGUUCAGUCCAUGAGGCAGACCACCCGUCGCUCCAGCACGUCCAUCAAAGAGGGCUGGAUGGUGCACUACAGCAACAAGGACACACUGAGAAAGCGGCACUACUGGCGUCUGGACUGCAAGUGCAUCAUCUUGUUCCAGAACAACACCACCAACAAGUACUAUAAGGAGAUCCCUCUGUCUGAGAUUCUGGAGGUGCGCCCCUCAGGGGACUUCACCCUGGUUCCUCCGGGCACCAGCCCCCACUGCUUCGAGCUUGUCAUGGGAGCCAUGCGCUACUUUGUAGGGGAGGACCCCAACAUCCAUGUCCCCGCCCUGCCCCCCACCACAGCCCAGGCCUUCCCCCCCACACCCCCCUACCCCAGCAACGUGGUUCCCAAUAGCGGCGUGGGGCGGGAGGUGGCCAAGGUGUGGGAGGGCGCCAUUCGCCAGGCCCUCAUGCCAGUCAUCUUCCAGGAUGCACCACCGAUAGAGGGACACACUCCUCACAGACAGGCUUCAGUCAGCAUCUCAGUGUCCAACAGUGUGAUCCAGGAGAACGUGGACAUUGGCAUGGUGUAUCAGAUAUUUGCAGAUGAAAUCCUUGGUUCUGGCCAGUUUGGAGUGGUGUAUGGGGGGAAGCACAGGAAGUCGGGGCGUGAUGUGGCGGUGAAGGUGAUUGACAAGCUGCGCUUCCCCACCAAGCAGGAGAGCCAGCUGAGGAACGAGGUGGCCAUACUGCAGAGUCUACGUCACCUGGGCAUAGUGAAUCUGGAGUGUAUGUUUGAGACUCCAGAGAAGGUGUUUGUGGUGAUGGAGAAGCUCCAUGGAGACAUGUUGGAGAUGAUCCUGUCCAGCGAGAAAGGAAGGCUCCCAGAGAGGCUCACCAAGUUCCUCAUCACACAGAUUCUGGCAGCCCUGAGGCACCUGCACUUUAAGAACAUCGUCCACUGUGACCUGAAACCUGAGAAUGUCCUGCUGGCCUCUGCCGAGCCCUUCCCCCAGGUGAAGCUGUGUGACUUUGGCUUUGCCCGUAUCAUUGGUGAGAAGUCGUUCAGGCGUUCGGUGGUGGGCACCCCGGCCUACCUGGCCCCAGAGGUGCUCCUCAACCAGGGCUAUAACCGCUCCCUGGACAUGUGGUCUGUAGGAGUCAUCAUGUACGUCAGCCUCAGUGGCACCUUCCCCUUCAACGAGGACGAGGACAUCAAUGACCAGAUCCACAACGCUGCCUUCAUGUACCCACCCAACCCCUGGAAACAGAUCUCGCCUGAUGCCACUGACCUGAUCAAUAACCUGCUCCAGGUGAAGAUGAGGAAACGCUACAGCGUGGACAAGUCUCUCAGUCACUCCUAUCUACAGGACUACCAGACGUGGUUGGAUCUGAGGAAGCUGGAGACCAAGCUGGGUGAGCGUUACAUCACCCAUGAGAGUGACGACUGCCGCUGGCAGAUGUUUGCCCGCGAACACACGCUCCCCUACCCGGCCCACCUGGUGCCCCCUCUGCCUGCGCUCGGCUCCGACGAUGAGGACGCAGACAUGCAAGGGCUCACCGAGAGGGUCAGCAUACUCUGAGAACCUGGAGAGCCAGGACCCACGAGGGCCCAAGGGACUCAGACUGACCCAGGGAAGAGGAGAGGAGUGUGGGGAGCGAGUAGAGAGAGAGAGGGGCUGGGUGGAUGGAGGUCUUGAGAGUGGGGAGGGUGAGGCUGGGAGGUUUAGCUGUUAGAAAAGCGCCUUCUAUUGAGAUGAUCCCACUCCGGCCCUAGCCUGUCCAAUCUCCAGACCCCAUCCUUGACCCCUCUCUCAUCGGUCUAGCUUAGCUCUUCCAACCUUGAACUCUUUGCGUGUAAGAGAUUGCUCUUCUGUAUCCCACGAGGACAUGCUGUACUGUACCCAGUGGUCAGGGGAUGUGUAGAAUAUUGUUGCUGCAGUGUGCUCAUUCAGUCUAAACUGCAGUAUGGCAGAGGUCAGUUUGGGUGAAACACUCAAAUUGCAAUCUAAGCUCCUGGCAGAGGGACAACUUGCAUCUUUCUAUCUCAGAAGCCUGGGGAAGCACAGGGAUCCCCUGCUUAUUGUGAUGAGAGACAGGGAUAGAGACAGACAAAAAACUUUAAGGACUCGGAUCAAUCCACUUAUGCAUGACUUAAAUCCACCCAUAAACAAAUCCCCAUGAACUGUUUUAUUUUCAUUGAAUGCGAUGACUGGAAGUGCCCUGCCUGUACUGUCAGACCUGUUUGCUGCAGACCUCAAAUAGUUUAUUGGAGACAAAGGAGUCAUUUAGUGCCUGUAAGUGGUAGAUAAAGGGCUUCUUAACUGUAGGCAGCAGACCAGCGCUAGUGGGCUGUCAUGGUCUCCGAGGAAAUCUGCCGUUCAAACGACGACAAAGAAAACAAAGCCAGAAGUGGAUGUAGCGAUCAAGGAUUGCACCUUUUAAACUGUCCACUGAUACAGUCCUAGUUGGUCCAGCGUUCAUUAUUGAUGAUGACUUAUUAGUGGAGACUGAAGACUCGCUUAUCAUCAUCAUCGGAAGUGCUAAUUCACGAGUCCUGGCGAUUCGAGGGUGUCCUAGACCUGUAGACAUGCACUGUUACAAUAAAGGCAAUGCUGACGUUUUCUGAAUAGUUUGUCAUGGACACCAUUAAACACCAAUGGACAGUGUGGAAAAUGCUAUUGCUCUUCGAGUUACAGUAGAAAGACGACAAACUGCUCUGGUGUCAACGUUAAAGUGUGGGAGGAGGGCUCCGAUAGUGAUCGCUGACUAUGAACCUAGCAUGUCAACGAGUUGGAUGUCCAUGUGAAGUCGAUUUGUCUCGAAGAAAAGCAUUGUCACGAAGGACUGUGAUGUAUACGGAUAACCAUGUCUUUAUGUAGUGUACUCGAUGUAAUGCCUGGAGAAUGCAAACCUAUGGAAGAUCCCAGCAUUUAUAUGUAACACCAGUACAAACCUUGACAUACGAUUGUUCAUCUGUGUCAUUUAAUUCAGCGCGUUGCCUCUUGAACGUUGAGACGGAAGAUUACGGAGAAGUAUAGGAGGAAAUAAUGAUGGUGAUUAUGCAUACCGCUCUUCAGACAUUACCUGCUCAGAAUUUCCAUCACACUGGAACAUAGACACUAUGUGGAUUGAAUGACAAAUUGAGAGCGAUAAAUGUAUAUAUAGCGAGCGUCAAUAAAUAAUCAACAUGUAUGGAUUAUGUUUUCCCUCGCGAGAUGUCUGCUCCCUUUAUGAUUGACAGGCCAAUGUCUGCCUAUUUAAUACAUCAUCAUGGGUGGCCUGCCUCCAAGGCCUUUUCACAGCCUGUCAAUCAGCUCUCCUAGAUAACGAGUGUAAAUUACAUGCUACACAUGGACAGAUGGGAGAGAACUGGGGCUUCAGAUGGACAUGAGGGGGGGGAACUCAUUCCAUGGAAGGCGAGUGUCUGCGGAUUUUUGUUAUUUUCUUUCAAUUUGUGUCCAAUUAAGACCUAAACAACCAGAUAAGGGGAGUUCCUAGCUAAUCGGGGACCUUAGUUGUUCCAUAAUGGACAACGGCGGAGAGAGAACCGCAGCCACUCGUCCCGCCAUGAAAUGAGUUUGACACCUGUGCCACGUGUCAGGACACAAAGCCAGCGUUUUGCAUUAUUCUACACGAGCAUAUUACGAGAGCCUUGUGGCCAGCUCUGAAAGAAAGGACCACUUGUUAAUUAUACUUUUUCAUAUGUAAUUUAGCAGGCACUUUUAUCCAAAGUGACUUAGUCAUGCACACAUUCUCAUAUAGGUGGCCCCAGGGGGGAAUUGAACCCACAGCUCUUGAAAUUGCAAUGCUCUACCAACUGAGCCACAUGAUCAUACUGAAUGGUGAGAGCUCUUCACUAGACUGCUGGGUCUGCCAGAGGGACAAUUGUUACUCUUACUGCCUUGGAAAGGUCAAGAGGGGAGCAUGGUUGGAGGAUAAGUGGCCGUCUCACCCAGCAGGUAAAAAGGACAUCAUAUUCUGAACCUAUUGGUGGCAGCAACAAACCCAUCAAACCUGGGUUCAAAUACAUGUGUAUUUGUUAUUGAAAUACUUACUUUCUGUGUCUUUUGAGUAUUUUCAAAUAAUGUGGCCCGAAUCAGCUACUUCUAUUGGAAGUAUUUGAAAUAUAUAUUUUUUAAUGUUCUAUAAAUAGCCUACUAUUUCAAAGUACUUAUUUCAAAUGCUAUCUUUAAAAACCAGGGUUAAAUGCAUGGGAUAUAUUUGAGUGAGUGUAUUUAAGUAUUUUCAAAUACUUGAAGGGUUUUUCCAGAUACAUUCAACUAGCUGUCUUUUCAAUAAAAACAUUUUUUUAAAUAUAUCCAAAUGUCUUUGAAAGUAAUUGAAAUACACUAAAUAGUAUUUUAACCCAGGUCUGAAACCUAUACUUAAAUAGUUUUAAAUGAUGUGAUGUGAUCCACAAAGCAUGGUCCCUUUGCAGUCAAGUUAUUGAAGGGGGUAUUUAAAUGAUAGGACAAUGCCGAGACGUUUAGGUGCCAAGGCAACAGAAAAUAGGCCGACAGUAUACAUGUUCGACUAGUACAGUUUUCGUCUCGCUACAAUGCCAAACAAGGUCAUCAGUUGGAAGACAUCACACGCACACCCUGGUGCUCAUCCUGUCGAACUGAUCUGUGCAUGUUGGUAGGCCUACUGCAGCUACGGCUGCAUACGUGUUCUAGUUGGGCGCAACUCUCUCAUGUGUUCUAUAAAACGACGGUUGUUGAUGUGCACGGCUACAUUUCAGCAGCAGUAGGAACCAAUCUAACUUGUGUUAUUAGGGCUCUAACACAAUACUAGUUGUGGAUUUAAAAAUGCCCACUCAUGUAUGUCAUCCUGGAGCCAGGCAGAGAGAGAGAGCGUGAAAGACCGAGAGAGGGGAAAUGGGGAGCGAGACGGAAAAUAUUUGAACAUUUUGCGCUAAGCAUGUCUCAGUACCCCACCUCUGCUCUCCUCCCUGAGAUCAGUUAGUUCCCGCUGCUUGUGUCUGCCAAAACUCUGCACUGCAUCAUACAGCAGUUAUGUAUACAGCAGUUACGCCUGUCUCCUGUAGCGUUCUUUAACGGCUAGUAUCAAGCUCAUCUGUACUUAGCAAGUAGGAAAAUACAAUUUGGGUAGAAAUGGCAUGGAAAAAGACUGGUGACAGUCUUACUCUGCUCUGAGUGCACAACUGUGAGUGUGUACGUCCAACUGUAUGUCUAUUGGUGUCUAGAGAUAUUCAUUCUAAAUAAAUAUUACUAAGGCCUAGAGAUAAAAGACAUCGGCAUAGCGGUGUUUUGGCUGUGUAGGAGGUGGAACUGUGUUGGAGCGUUCAAAUCGGUGAGUAACUGCUCUUGCAAUGACUGUCUUGAAUCCACGCCUGUCUCACUCACAUUUAGAAGUUCAGAACGAGAAAGUGUAGGCCAUAUAGAAAUAAUUACACUCAAAUAGAAAAAUCAUUCAACCAAAUAAUGAGGAUUUCUAUCAUUCCCAUGGAGGUGUAGAUUACAGCUCACAUUCCAGUGUUUGAACUUGUAUACCAGGCUGCAUGGGAUUUCUGUUAAUGUGACUGUGCAGCCAAUGGCAAUGUCUGCUUUAGAUAUAAUGCCAGGAGUCACUUGUGCAUUUGACAGCUCUAUUGCGGUUCCACUGCUGACACCGCCAAAACAACGCUAUGCAAUUUUCAGCUAAAGAGAAUCUGAUUGAAUAGAGCCCUUAAUUAAUACAUUGUAGCCCAGAGGAGAAACUGAUAUCUCAGUGAUUCCUAAAAGAUGGGACAAUCCCAACUUUAUUUAAUAUUAAACAUUUUAAAUAUAUAUUUAGAAAGUAUCAGCUAUCACACCAUGUAAAGGAACACAUCAGACACCAUAAAAGGCAUUUAACUUUUUUGAUUUAAGUGUUUAAAAGCCUUGAUUGUUUAGUUUUAACAUUGGAUAAUUCAAGUAUGUAAUACACAUCUCCAAAGUUCGAGAGAGAGACAGACAGCUUUGUAAUGCUCCAGGGAUAAUUUUGUUAGCAUUUUGGCAUGUUUUUCUAGAUUCAGAACAUGAAACAACAUUUAUAAAAGCAAACAUUAUCCCUUAGUUCACAGGUGUCAAACUCAUUCCACGGAGGGCCGAGUGUCUGCGGGUUUUCGCUCCUCCCUUGUACUUGAUUGACGAAUUAACAUCACUAAUUAGGUUGUCUAGGGCUUUAUUGAAAGGAAAAACCAAAAACCUGCAGACACUAGGCCCUCAGUGGAAUGAGUUUGACACCCCUGCUUAGAUCUAGCACAGCGAAUAUGUCAAUAGUGUCACGUUCUGACCAUAGUUCUUGUGUGUUUUGCUUGUUUUAGUGUUGGUCAGGAUGUGAGCUGGGUGGGCAUUCUAUGGUGUGUGUCUAGUUUGUCUGUUUCUAUGUUUGGCCUAAUAUGGUUCCCAAUCAGAUGCAGGUGUUUUGUGUUGUCUCUGAUUGGGAAUCAUAUUUAGGUGGCUUGUUUUGUGUUGGGGAUUGUGGGUGGUUGUUUCCUGUCUUUGUGUUUUCUCUGCACCAGAUAAGGCUGUAUCGGUUUGCCACAUUUGUUAUUUUGUAAUGUUGUAAGUGUUGACAGUUUUGUUUUAUUAAACAUGUUGAGCACUGGC
This is a messenger RNA of Salvelinus fontinalis (brook trout), 8489 nucleotides long. Its product is annotated as serine/threonine-protein kinase D2-like. The record is from RefSeq and is a predicted model, not a curated record. The coding region runs from base 585 to 3476 and encodes 963 amino acids. NCBI's taxonomy places the organism in Eukaryota, Metazoa, Chordata, Actinopteri, Salmoniformes, Salmonidae. Gene Ontology annotation, biological process: protein phosphorylation. Gene Ontology annotation, molecular function: ATP binding; protein serine/threonine kinase activity. The transcript is spliced from 18 exons.